GUGGCGCUCUUCGCUGACGACGUACCUGCAGUACCGCACCUGUGCCUGUACUACCGGUGCACGCUGGUCGUGAUGUUCGUGGAGACGCUGCUCCUGCACUACUUCCGGGACUACCUGCGCACGCUGCUCGUGGUGCCCCUCAAGACGCCGCUUCUGAACUACCCCCUGCUGAUGUUGGUGUUGGCGUCGGACUCCUUCCUCACGUUGGUGGCGCCUACGUUGCUGGAACUGGUGACAGUGCUGGGACGUCCGCGCGAGCUGCUGGGG
This is a messenger RNA of Symbiodinium necroappetens, 267 nucleotides long. The record is from the annotation of a GenBank genome assembly. Lineage: Eukaryota; Dinophyceae; Suessiales; Symbiodiniaceae.